Messenger RNA from Musca domestica (house fly), 2146 nucleotides. It is a transcript of the gene Oli, whose product is annotated as class E basic helix-loop-helix protein 22. The coding region runs from base 702 to 1481 and encodes 259 amino acids. Gene Ontology annotation, molecular function: protein dimerization activity. Lineage: Eukaryota; Metazoa; Arthropoda; Insecta; Diptera; Muscidae. The transcript has 4 exons. The record is from RefSeq and is a predicted model, not a curated record.
UGCCAUGGCUUUGGUUUGACUGGUUCUCGGUUGGCCGUUUUGUGUUUUUGUUUGCGGUAUUAUUCUUCGGAGAUUUUUUGCGGGCUGCUGUUCUUGUUGUUGACAUUGUCGUAUUGUGACAACGGUCAAUUCUCAUCGCCAGCGCUAAAUACACUGUCAAAAUCAGGCACUUCACGGCGAUUACAACAGCAAUCAGAGUAGUAGUAGUAGUUGGCCGAAUUUCCGUCCUCCAACCAAACGCCCGGACUGGAAUGUUGUUUGCUCACACGGCGUAUUCGACACACCAGCAUCAUCACUCUGUUACAAACAAUAAAUGGCGCCGGUAUUAAAUGAUGCUGCUAUGUAAAAAAAUUGCAAAAAGUUAUACAAAUGGUGGACAAUAACAACAAUUGAAAGUGCAAAGAAAAAAAAAACAACAACAAAAUAGAUACAAUUAAUUUUAAGCCCCAAACCCAAGACCACAGAGAGGCUAUGUGUAGUGUGUGAUAUGUGCAAAUGUUUGUGGUUUUUGUGGUGUUAAAUGUGCAGACAAUUGGCUAAAUAAACAUUUUAACAAAAGAACCACAAAAAAACAAAAAAUCAUAACAAAAAAUAUCUAGGAUCGUUCAUUGUGCUUCGGAAUAGGGUUAUAUUACUUUGGAGAAAUUGGGAAAACUUCUGUAAACAAAUCAACUCCCCAUUAAUAAAAAAUAUCAAUCGAAAUGGAACAUCCUAAUCUACCCUUUGGCUUUGCCCUGCCCGGUCAUCCACCAAUACCACCAACAGCGAAUAUGAUGGCAGCUCAUCCAACAGCACAUCCUGGGCCUACUGCCAGUCCACCACAAAGUGUUCCUGGGAGACGGACACCCCUUGGCUCAGUGGGUCUAGGUGGUUUCUAUGCCCAAGGUCUGGGUAUGAUACAAGGUGGUGCUGGCAUGCCACCUGGUGAUGAAAAUAAAGCCGACUCGGGUAUUAUGGCCAUGGAUAAAGGUGCCAAUAAUUUAAUGUUGGCACCAUCCACCAGUGGUGGUCCAGGUGGUUCAUUGCUGUCGUCAAGCGGUGGAAACGGCGGCGGCGGUAGUGUGAGGGUUAGAGGAGGUAGUGCUGUUUCGGACGGAGAUGGAGGAAGCUCAUCCAGUGGAGGCGGCGGUGGGGGAAAACAAAAAAAUCGACAAGGAAAAUCUGUGCGUUUGAAUAUUAAUGCAAGAGAACGCCGAAGAAUGCACGAUUUAAAUGAUGCCUUGGAUGAGUUACGCACUGUGAUACCCUAUGCCCAUUCGCCAUCGGUACGUAAGUUAUCGAAAAUUGCCACCCUACUGCUGGCCAAAAAUUAUAUUCUCAUGCAGCAGAAUGCCAUUGAGGAGUUAAGAAGACUUCUAGCCUAUAUUCAAAGUACCACCGGUGCAGCCCCUCUAGACUUGGCCUCAUUCCCAGCGGCAGCCAAAUUACAGGCCUUACUGCAAGGAGCAGGUGUUGAGCCACCAACAGGUGGUAACAGUUAAAUUUAUAAUUUAAAAAAGAAGGGAAAUUUGAAAUUUUAAGAAAUAAAAUAAUUAUAAGGUAGAAUCUUAAAAAAAGGUAAAAAUGGGAAGGUACAGCCUAUCGAGAACUGCUAUGGCUUUCACUUUAAAAAAUGACUUAAAAUUAGAUAACUCUAGGAUGAGAUUCAACCACACCAUUUUCAGAUAUAAAUCGGAUCAAUUUAGCAAAAAUUCGUAAUAUCUUAUUUGCUCUUCGAAAAUUUCACGCAUUUCAUUCGAAAGUAAACUACGUAAAUUUCCAUCUGCAUUUUUAUAUAUAUUCUGACAAAUUUGAAAAUGUUAUUUAUUUUUUUGAAAAAAUAAUAUUUGUGCCAGAUACGCCAAGAAUCGUAACUUGUUAAAUAAAUUUACCAAAGCAAUUUGAAUGUCAAUUUAGAUUUUAGAUUGAUAUAACCCAUAACAAUUCUAGUCAGUUAUUUCCAAAAUUAAUGAUAUUUAAUUAUAUACACUUAAGAUAAUGUAUAUAAACGACCCAUAUACCUACAUAUAUGUAUUAAUUUUUUAUAUUUUUAAGUAGAUUUUAAUUUAAGAUAAACUAAAUUUGUGAACUUAUGAAAAAAAUGAUAUUAUCUACACUUAGCGAUUAUAACCGAAAAAUGAAACAACUCAAAUAAAGGAAAUGAAUA